UCUGCAUCCUGGCUCAUACUGCCAAACUCGGUCCGACUUUAAGCAAAUCAUCUCACGCCUCCGACAUUGCUCAGGGCGAGUUCAUCGGGAGUCCUAUCCACAUCAGCUCUAGCUUUCAGAGGCCUUUCCCCAGACGGGAGAGCUGGAUAGGAGCUGUACUGCGGGUGAUGGCACUGACACCUGAGCUGUGGCGCCCAUCCCCGCGUCAAUUGCUCACUCCACUAUCUCCUCUUCUCACUUAGCAGAAUUUGGACAGAGCAUGCUGCUUGCGAAUACAAAGAUCGAAGUUGUAUAAGUAGAUUGUGAUGAUCCACCUUGGGGAACCAUCAGCAAGCUUCAAGUUCCACUCCCAGCUCCCCGGUUCAGGAGCUAAAGCGCGAGGUCUUUCGUUGGACACAUACUCUUUGCCAUUGGCAUCGACAACAUCCUCAACACCGCCGCCAUGUCCCGCCGCAACAGCAGCGUGGUCGCUGUCGACCCCGAACAGGCGCGUCGCGUCUCGGUCGCCGUCCAUGAUAUCCAGCAGGUUACUCACGAUGCCAACAAGGCAACGCAAUCCGAGCAGAACAUGACCCUGAGACAGGGUCUCAAGCUCUAUCCCAAGGCCAUCGCCUGGUCUGUCCUACUCUCCGCAGCUAUCAUCAUGGAAGGUUUCGACAAGGUCCUCAUCGCCAACCUCAUGGCUGUCCCUGCCUUCAAGCGGAGGUUUGGCGAACAGCUUCCAAACGGUUCCUACGAGGUCACAGCAGCCUGGCAGGCCGGUCUCACCAACGGUGCCUAUGUUGGCGAGGUCACAGGUCUGCUGCUCAACGGUCUCAUAGCCGACCACUUCGGAUACAAGAAGACAAUGAUCGCCGCACUGUUCGCGGUCAACCUUUUCAUCUUCGUCGUCUUCUUCGCUCAGAACAUCGUCAUGCUUCUCGUCGGUCUUAUCCUUUGCGGUAUCCCAUGGGGUGUGUUCCAGACCCUGACUUGCACGUACGCCGCUGAGGUGGUCCCUGUCCCACUCCGCCCGAUCCUCACAACUUACGUCAAUCUCUGCUGGGUCAUUGGGCAGUUUCUCGCAUCGGGCGUCUUGAAAGGAGUUGCGGAGCGUCCCGAUCAGUGGGCAUAUCGCAUCCCUUAUGCUCUCCAAUGGUUGUGGCCCGUCCCGUUGAUGAUUGGCAUCAGCUUCGCACCCGAAUCUCCUUGGUGGCUUGUCCGCAAAAACCGCGACGACGAGGCGAAGAAGAUGCUCAUGCGCUUGACGUCUGCCGGAAAACAUCCCGAUUUCAACGCCGACGAGACGAUUGCAAUGAUGCGCCACACCAACGAGCUUGAAAAGGCGGUUUCCGAGGGCACUUCGUACUUCGACUGUUUCAAGGGCACCGAUCUUCGACGCACCGAAAUAGCAGCAAUGACUUGGUUUACUCAGGCCUUCUGUGGAGCUUCUCUGAUUGGAUACAGCACAUAUUUCUUCCAGCAAGCCGGGCUCAGCGACUCCAACUCCUUCUCCAUGAGCCUGGGUCAAUACGCUAUCGGUGCUGUUGGUGUCUUCAUCGCAUGGGCACUGAUUCCAAGGGUUGGUCGUCGAACCCUAUACGUCUAUGGUGACUUCGUCAUGAUCAUUAUUCUAGUCAUUAUCGGCGGGCUCGGAGUCAUACCAAAAGGCAAUAUUGGCGCACAAUGGGGCAUUGGAGCCAUGCUCCUGAUAUUCGCUGCAGCUUACAACUGCACUAUCGGACCCGUUUGCUACGCCAUCGUUGCUGAGAUCCCUUCUACACGCCUCCGACAGAAGACCGUCGUCCUGGCCCGCAACUUCUACAACCUCGCCUCAAUCAUUGGCAACGUGCUCACACCCCGCAUGUUAAACCCAGGUGCUUGGAACUGGGGGGCUAAAGCCGGGUUCUUCUAUGCUGGAACCUGCCUUGGCUGUUUUGUCUGGGCCUUCUUUCGUCUUCCCGAACCCAAGGGCAGGACAUACGCGGAGCUCGACAUUCUCUUCGAGAAGCGCGUUCCUGCCAGGCACUUCAAGAAGACCGUCGUCGAAAGCUUCCAUGUUAGCGACGCUGAGAGCGAUCUUAGCGAGAAGAAGGGGGCAUCUGCUCAUCUCGAGCAGGUUCAUUCACACUAGGUUGCUUAGGCUGUUGCCAUGAUGUGAAUAUUGGACAAUUGACGCAUUCUAUUGUUAUAUGGUCUUCUUUUUAUAUAGUGAUAUUUUUUCUUGAAUGAUAACAUAUCUCUCGUUCAAACA
Messenger RNA from Cucurbitaria berberidis CBS 394.84, 2233 nucleotides. Its product is annotated as maltose permease MAL61. The record is from RefSeq and is a predicted model, not a curated record. Gene Ontology annotation, biological process: transmembrane transport; carbohydrate transport. The transcript has a single exon. NCBI's taxonomy places the organism in Eukaryota, Fungi, Ascomycota, Dothideomycetes, Pleosporales, Cucurbitariaceae. Gene Ontology annotation, cellular component: membrane. Gene Ontology annotation, molecular function: carbohydrate:proton symporter activity. Bases 443 to 2113 code for a protein of 556 amino acids.